AUUGCGUCCAACUAAACAUACAUGCAUAAGACAAUCACAUAUCAUAUAAGAGCAGUUUUCUAACAACUUAUAAUGAUAUUAUAAUUAACACCACAAUAGCACAUAAUUGAAAGGCAUACAAUGAUUAAGACAUCUUAUUAAAUAAGAGAAAGUAAUGCAUAAAGCAUUGUAGAAUUCACCUCAAAGGCUUAGCUAUGAAUUUUGAUAAAUAUCUUUCUCCAAAUUAGAGAUUGGACGCCAAACAGCCUAGUGAUUUGAAAGUAUUCAAUUACCGUCACAGAACAAGAUUAGAGUGUGAAAUAUACGAAGGAUAUUUGAUUGGGCCUGAAGUUAAUAUCCAAUCCAAAAUUCAACAUGCGCUAAAAUAUGGGCCUCAGUACUUGAGCCCACCUUCCAACUAAUCCAACGCCAAUUAUACUCUGCGUUCAAUUUCAGCUGCCCGUUGGUUGGAAAAGAUCCACUGGGUGCUUCUCCCUCCUUAUGCGAGCCAUGGCUAAUCUGGGUUCAUUAGUGUCUUUCAACACAGAUACGCCUGUUGACUCUGGCAGUACCGCCGUCGGUUAGCAUCCAGCGCCGUGAUUUAAAUCACAAAUUGUGAAGGGAAUUUUAGAGGCACCCAGAAACUAUGGCGGAAUCAGAAGCUGGUGACCCUACGGAGCUACGGAGAGUCGAAGGAAAAGGGGAUAGCCCAGAGAAAACAAUGGAUUCGGCCUCUAUUUUUACCAGAUCGGAAGUAAGAGAAGAAGAAUUGGAUUCGACUGGUAAGUUGCCUAAUGAAGUUGUUGUCAUGGUUCUGUCUUGCUUGACCUUCAAAGAAGCAAUUAGAACUUCAGUCCUCUCUACUAGGUGGAGAGAUUUGUGGAAAACAUCCGAUUUGGUGCUGAACUUUGAUGCCUCAGAUGAGUUGUUUGUUAUUUACAAGACGUCCAGCCAGGGGAUGAUGCCUUUAAUGGCAGAAAAGAGGUGGUGGUAUAAGAAUUGGGUGAAUGGGGUGGUUAGGCAGCUGCAGGAGCACAAUGCCUUAAAACUUAAACAGUUCAGAGUUGUAUUCAACUUGACUAAUCAGUGCAACUCCGAGGGAGAUAUCGAUAAAUGGGUGAGGUUUGCAGUUUCAAAGAGAGUCGAUUCUCUUGAUCUAAACUUCGAUGUGAGUGGUGUGGGGAAUGCUAAGCUUUAUGUUUUCUCAGAGGAUUGUUACAAUCACUUUAAGACGCCAGCUGGAAUGUCAGAUAUCAAGUCCCUCAGAUCCUUGCGUUUGAGUUGUGUCGAAGUCCGAGGGGAGAUAAUUGAACAUUUCAUCUCUAAUUGUCCCUUGCUUGAAGAUUUAGCUGUGCAACAGUCAAAUGCACUUAAACAGCUCAGGGUCGUGGGUUCAUCAUUGUCACCACUCCGAUUGAAGUACUUGGAAUUAAGGUACUGCUGGUAUCUGGAAUCUCUGGAGAUUGAUCAUGCCCCUGACCUAGUGCGCUUGAUAUACGAUGAUUGUCAUCGCGUGGAGGAUUUGCAAGUGGGUAACUGUCCAAAUCUCGUGGAUGUGACUUUAGGUUUUGGUCAUUGUCAGUAUGAUGUCGUGUUUAAAGCCCUCUCUGGAUGUGCCAUUCAGUUGGAGUCCCUGUUGCUGAAGACAUUUGCGAUGGGCAAUUUGCUUCACGGUGUGGCUGAACACACACGACUUGAGCAGCUAACAGUAGAAGUUAUGGGUGGACGAAACGGCAGUCUUGUUGAAUUAGUUCCUUUGAUAAACGCAUGUCCCCGUCUGCACACGCUGCAAGUGUUUUUGCAUACAGACUCUAGCGAUGAAAACAGACCACAGGUGGUCGAUGUUGUGAAAAUGCACCGUGAGAGCAUCAAAGUCGUGGAGAUUGUUGGGUUCAGAGGCUUUGAAAUGGACUGCGAGCUUGUUGAUACAUUAAGCAAGCUUUGCAGCAAGGAAGAAGCCGAUGAAGCCAAAAUGCUUGCAUUGGGGUACAAAUCAAGAGCGCCUCCAAACAUUGAUUUUAUUGUAAUUUGAUCAGUUGUCUUUCGAGGAAGAAUUGUUCAUAACUUCGGUUUUAAGCUACCUCAACCACCACAGGUCAGCAGGUGUGAUUACUGAUUACCAGUGAAAUGUGCAUUUAGUAGAAGUGGUUUGAGGUUCAUUGCAGUGAUUUACCAAUACCUGGUCUGUAGAAAUUGGGGUGUUUGAUUGUAUUGAUUAGCGCAAUAUAUUGCAGAGUGUUUUCCGUCCCCUUAAUCAUGUGUACACUUUUUUGCGUUGCUAGUUGUUAAUGAAGUAGAGUACAGAUAACAUGAUUACAGCACUUGAAUGUUUUAUACCAUAAAACCAGAAGGAAAAGUAUUUUUGCUGGCAAAACUUGACAUGACUAAGGCGUAUGAUAGAGUUGUCUGAAGUUUUCUGAUGGGCUUCCGAGAAUGAUGGGUGAAACUAAUCUAUAAGUAGGAGGUACAACAAGCCAAGAAAACGAAUCAAUACUG
Molecule: messenger RNA, 2475 nt
Organism: Linum trigynum
Lineage: Eukaryota; Viridiplantae; Streptophyta; Magnoliopsida; Malpighiales; Linaceae
Source: the annotation of a GenBank genome assembly